This is a messenger RNA of Colletotrichum lupini, 1101 nucleotides long. RefSeq lists its product as uncharacterized. The coding region runs from base 1 to 1101 and encodes 366 amino acids. The record is from RefSeq and is a predicted model, not a curated record. The transcript has 9 exons. Lineage: Eukaryota; Fungi; Ascomycota; Sordariomycetes; Glomerellales; Glomerellaceae.
AUGGGGGUAAAGAACGAAUACGCGCAGCAUCAACGCGUCCGCCCGCCCCUUGACCAUUGCAACGGGCAAUACAACCCCCAGCCGUCCCAUCUUCCAGGUUACCUUACCUUUUGCCUCUCCAUCAUCCGCCUACCGUCGGAUCUGAUAAAAACGUUGAGCGGGAAGACACCGAGAGGCCAAGCCCCCGAAUCCAACUGCCGGCCGUUCAACGGCGCAAGGCUUGCUUCUGUGUUGCCUGCUCUGAUCAUUGAUGGCUGGGGGUUUCUUUCGAUCCAGUCAAGCAACUCAACCACUCAAUCCAUCCUUGGCUCCUCCACCCACCACCUCAUGGGCUCCCCCCAUGGCAUGCUACAGGACAUAAAACCCAGGUCAGAUUCGCCGGGAAAGCCUCCCCGAGUGCCGCCAUUCCACCAUUCCAUCAUGCAGACGGGUGUGAUGCCAGUUCCAGGACCUGGAUCAUACGAACCCUUGACAUUUCUGAAAUAUCCUACUUCUAGUGCCUUGCCCUUGGAAAACUUGAGCUCUUUUGACUUGCUUCUUCAUGCAAACAUCAUUCGCGGCAUAGAACAAGCUCUGCAUUCUCAAAAGAACGGAUAUGCUGCCAUGCUUCUUUUGCCUGCCGCGAACUCCCUUGUCCCAGUGGAGUUUUCCUCUCCCCAUCUGCGCGUUCGCACUUCUACCCGAACAUCGACGUCACCAGUGCAACCAGAAACCCUUUUCGACAAUGACCUCGUCUCGAACGACAUCCACCUCGGCUCUCUUGCGAAUCGCGCCUUGACCCCAGGGGACCGCCGAUGUCGCCUGCCGGUUUUUCGGGUACGCGACCCCUGCGAGCUAGAAAGCCCACACAAAAGCGGCCGCCCGACUCUGCGCCCGCCCUCUGAGAUCACGCGCUUCAAGGGUGGACUGGCGCGGCAGGCAUCGUCCAAGAGACAGCAGUUUUCUUUCUACUCAACUCUCCUUCAUCAAGUCUCUAUCCGCUACCCAGGCCUAGGAGAAGCCUCGAGCGAGGCCUGUCUGCACAGCAAAACCCGGCAAUCAGCUGGAGGCAUAGAACAACUGAAGCCGCAGCACACCUUUUCAGAACAAAACUCGCAAUAA